This is a messenger RNA of Aspergillus luchuensis, 2835 nucleotides long. RefSeq names its product mismatch repair ATPase MSH2 (gene MSH2). Gene Ontology annotation, biological process: mitotic recombination; mismatch repair. NCBI's taxonomy places the organism in Eukaryota, Fungi, Ascomycota, Eurotiomycetes, Eurotiales, Aspergillaceae. Gene Ontology annotation, cellular component: nucleus; MutSalpha complex. The coding region runs from base 1 to 2835 and encodes 944 amino acids. The transcript has 2 exons. The record is from RefSeq and is a predicted model, not a curated record. Gene Ontology annotation, molecular function: mismatched DNA binding; ATP binding; ATP-dependent DNA damage sensor activity.
AUGUCAUCUCGACCAGAUCUCAAGGUGGACGACGAAGUCGGCUUCAUCCGCUUCUACCGCUCCAUUUCCUCCUCCUCUGACAACGACAACAACAAUGAGACCAUUCGAGUUUUUGACCGCGGAGACUGGUACUCCGCCCACGGCGCCGAAGCCGAAUUCAUCGCUCGCACCGUUUACAAAACCACCUCUGUGAUCCGCAACCUCGGCCGCAGCGACACAGGCGGCCUGCCUUCCGUGACGAUGAGCGUGACUGUAUUCCGCAAUUUCCUGCGCGAGGCGCUAUUUCGACUCAAUCGGCGAGUGGAGAUCUGGGGCUCUGCGAGCGGGCGCGGCGGACAGUGGAAGCUCAUUAAGCAGGCUAGUCCCGGUAACUUGCAGGAUGUGGAAGAGGAAUUGGGGAGUGUGGGUGGAUUGAAUAUUGAGGCCGGGGCACCGAUCAUUCUGGCUGUGAAGAUAUCCGCGAAGGCCGGGGAGGCGAGGAGCGUGGGGGUUUGCUUUGCGGAUGCGAGUGUUAGGGAGCUUGGUGUGAGUGAGUUCUUGGAUAAUGAUGUCUAUUCGAAUCUGGAGUCGUUGGUAAUUCAGCUGGGAGUGAAGGAGUGUCUUGUGCAAAUGGACGCCGGGAGGAAGGAUGUGGAGCUGGGGAAGGUGAGGAAUAUUAUGGACAGUUGUGGGAUUGCAGUGUCAGAGAGGCAGAGUGGUGACUUUGGGGUCAGGGAUAUUGAGCAGGAUUUGACGAGGUUGUUGAGGGAUGAGAGGUCUGCGGGGACGCUGCCGCAGACUGAGCUGAAGUUGGCAAUGGGUUCCGCGGCGGCGCUGAUCAAGUACCUCGGCGUUAUGACGGAUCCAUCCAACUUUGGCCAGUAUCGUCUGUAUCAGCAUGAUCUGUCGCAGUUCAUGAAGCUGGAUUCGUCGGCGCUGAGGGCGUUGAAUCUCAUGCCGGGUCCGCGGGACGGAUCUAAGUCGAUGAGUCUGUUCGGGUUGCUGAAUCAUUGUAAGACGCCGGUAGGAAGCAGGUUGCUGGCGCAGUGGUUGAAGCAGCCGUUGAUGGAUAAGGAUGAGAUUGAGAAGAGACAGCAGCUGGUGGAGUCGUUUGUGAUGGACACGGAGCUUCGGCAGACGAUGCAGGAGGAGCAUCUGCGCUCGAUCCCGGAUUUAUAUCGCUUGGCGAAGCGGUUCCAGAGAAAGCAGGCGACGUUGGAGGAUGUCGUGCGUGUGUAUCAAGUCGCCAUUCGCCUGCCGGGCUUUGUUGCAUCGCUGGAGAAUGUGAUGGAUGAGCAGUAUCAGACGCCUCUGGAAGCGGAGUAUACGUCUAAGCUGCGCAGCCAUUCGGAUAACCUGGCGAAGCUGGAGGAGAUGGUUGAGACGACGGUGGACUUGGAUGCGUUGGAGAACCACGAGUUCAUUAUCAAGCCGGAGUUCGAUGAGAGCUUGCGCAUCAUUCGCAAGAAGUUGGAUAAGCUGCGUCACGAUAUGGACUCGGAACACCGUCGCGUGGGCCGGGAUCUGGACCAAGAAGUGGACAAGAAGCUGUUUCUGGAGAACCAUCGUGUGCAUGGCUGGUGCUUCCGACUGACUCGCAACGAGGCAGGCUGUAUCCGCAACAAGAGAGAGUACCAGGAGUGCUCCACCCAGAAGAACGGUGUCUACUUUACGACUUCGACAAUGCAAGCGCUCCGUCGUGAGCACGAUCAGCUGUCUUCCAACUACAAUCGCACCCAGACUGGUCUGGUCAGCGAGGUCGUUGGUGUAGCUGCUUCCUACUGCCCUGUCCUGGAGCAGCUUGCUGGCGUUCUAGCUCAUCUCGAUGUUAUUGUGAGCUUCGCGCAUUGUGCGGUACACGCCCCUACGCCCUAUGUCCGCCCCAGAAUUCACCCGCGCGGUACUGGAAACACGAUUCUGAAGGAAGCGCGGCAUCCCUGCAUGGAAAUGCAGGAUGAUAUUUCAUUCAUCACCAACGAUGUGUCGCUCAUACGUGAUGAGUCAUCCUUCCUCAUUAUUACCGGUCCCAACAUGGGUGGUAAAUCGACCUAUAUCCGACAGAUUGGCGUUAUUGCGCUGAUGGCUCAGACGGGCUGUUUCGUGCCCUGCUCCGAGGCGGAGCUGACUAUAUUCGACUGUAUCCUUGCUCGUGUUGGUGCGAGUGACUCGCAGCUCAAGGGUGUGUCGACUUUCAUGGCCGAGAUGCUUGAAACCUCAAACAUCCUCAAGUCUGCGACUUCGGAGUCCUUGAUCAUCAUCGAUGAACUUGGUCGCGGAACUAGUACAUACGAUGGAUUCGGCCUUGCAUGGGCUAUUUCAGAGCACAUCGUCACUGAGAUUCGCUGUUUCGGCCUGUUUGCAACCCACUUCCACGAAUUGACGGCCCUGGCCGAUCGCUACCCCAAGUCGGCCAAGAACCUACAUGUAGUGGCUUUUAUUGGUGAUGGCACAGGUGAUGAGGAGAGCAAAGACUCGAAGCGGGACCAGGUCACGCUACUGUACCGCGUCGAACCGGGCAUCUGUGACCAGUCAUUCGGUAUUCACGUCGCUGAAUUGGUCCGCUUCCCGGAGAAGGUGGUCAACAUGGCGCGACAGAAGGCAGACGAGCUCGAGGACUUCACUUCCUCUGGAGCACAGGGACAAGAGUCCAACAUGACACUUGACAAGUACUCCCAGGAAGAAGUUGAGGAGGGAAGUGCUCUCCUCAAGGACAUGUUGCUGAAGUGGAAGGAAGCAAUUGAGGCACCCGGCAAGGACCUGACGGUUGAAGAAAAGCGCCAAAUCAUGCGUGACCUUGUCAACAGUGAUCCAAAGUUACAAGCGAACAAGGUGUUCCAGGGCAUUAAGGCUCUGUAG